Messenger RNA from Theobroma umbraticum, 1343 nucleotides. RefSeq lists its product as uncharacterized. The record is from RefSeq and is a predicted model, not a curated record. Lineage: Eukaryota; Viridiplantae; Streptophyta; Magnoliopsida; Malvales; Malvaceae.
UAACGAACAACAGCCUCUCGUUGUUCCAACCGAAGAUAAUACACUCAAAACACAGAAGCAAGAAGAAGAAGAAGAAGUAACCAUUGAAGUAAGUAAUUAUUCAAAGAAAAACAGAAAAAGAAAGAAGCCGAUAUGCCGAUGAAAGCAAUAUCCCCAACAUCAACAGCUAUAAUUAUUCAUUCCCAUCAUCACAGCGUCAAUCACCACCGUUGGUUCUUAUCUUUAUCACCUCGGCCCCAACGGCAGCAGCACCAGCACGAGCACCUCACGAGAUCAACUCCCAAGCCCCAUAGUCUUAAGCUAACGUUCAUAACAAAAGCAGCUGAUUCAACCUCUCGGCCUUCUUCUUCUGUUGCCAAAACCAUUGUCACUGAUGAUGGCUUCUCGUUCUCUAAGCUAUCGUUUGGUGUUAUUGGACUGGGUGUUGGAAUUUCACUCCUCUUGUAUGGUUUUGGGGCAUAUUUUAACUUUCUCCCUGGAUCUGAAUGGUCGGCAAUAAUGCUGACAUAUGGCUUUCCUCUUGCAAUAAUUGGAAUGGCCUUCAAGUAUGCAGAACUCAAACCAGUGCCAUGCUUGACCUAUUCAGAUGCUCAAAUGUUGAGGGAAACUGGCGCCACUCCUAUCCUUAAGCAGGUAAAGAGUGAUGUUACAAGAUAUCGUUACGGGGAUGAACAGCAUUUGGAUGAGGCAUUGAAGCGGAUUUUCCAGUAUGGUCAGGGUGGAGGAAUUCCUCGAAGAAGUGCACCUAUUCUACAAAUGAUCCGGGAAGAAGUUACAGAAGAUGGUAAAUACUGUCUAGUCCUGGUGUUUGAGGCUAAAGCUUUGCAAUUGUUAGAUUUUGAACAGAGACAGGUAAUCUGGCAAAAUUUGCUUCUUUCUUUGGACCAGGGAUCACAGCUGAAGUAGGGAAGGGAGAGAAUAACAUAUAUGAAGUUCGACUUAUUUCAAAUUCCACCUCCAAUGCAUCAGCUUCGUGAAGUUUAUGAUGGCGGUUUCAUCUAAUUCUGCUUUCGGGUUUGACUUUGAUAUGUUGUUUCUCAUGAAAUUUUGUAGUAUAUGUGUAUAUAUAUACAUAUAUAUUCAAUGUCAAAUGCAUUUUAUAUCAAUAUUAGAAUCUCAAGAAGAUAGGAAAAAAAAAGUGCAAAAUAGUUGGCAAAAUCAUUGACAGCUAGAACUGAUAGCUAAUAUCCGAUGUUUGAUUGGGUGGCUAACAAUUAUUUGUUCUGGGAGAACAUGUGAGAUGUUUUGUCUGCAAAGCUUGCUAAGUGGCCUAUAGAUGGUAGAAAUAUGAACUUUAUCUUGAGCUUGGAUCACAAACUAUCUUGACUUGGGCAACUUUCUUA